AUGGUGCUGUUCGUGCUCUACGUCAAGGCGGACCUGGAGAACGUGGAGACGCUGGAGGCGCCCCCGCUGCACCGCUGGUGCCUGGACGUCAAGGAGCCGCGCGGCGACGAGAAGCGUGAGGCCGUGUUCGUGUCGGACGAGGAGGCGGUGGACGUGGCCGGCGGCCGGGGCGAGGUGCACUUCACGCUCAAGUGGCCGGGCGCCAACAAGCCGUCGCAGCUCACGGUGGUGCGCGACAUCAAGAAGCUCACGCGCGCGGUGUCGGCCGCGGACUCGGGCGAGUUCGUGCCCUUUGUGGGCUUCGAGUGCCGCGGGAUUGAGCCCUAUGCGUGGCACCCGGAGAGCGGCUACAAGGUGGUCUCUGCUGGCGGCCAGGCGACGUUCGAGGACGUGGACUUGAGCGACGACUGGGCCGACUACGACGAGGAGGGCGAGCAGUCUGUGGGCGUGUACGGAGUCGAGUACAAGUUCGAGGUGCACAAGUAG
Messenger RNA from Phytophthora sojae, 486 nucleotides. RefSeq lists its product as hypothetical. The transcript has a single exon. The record is from RefSeq and is a predicted model, not a curated record. NCBI's taxonomy places the organism in Eukaryota, Oomycota, Peronosporomycetes, Peronosporales, Peronosporaceae. The coding region runs from base 1 to 486 and encodes 161 amino acids. Gene Ontology annotation, molecular function: zinc ion binding.